Jatropha curcas is the source of this 1443-nucleotide messenger RNA. Its product is annotated as glucan endo-1,3-beta-glucosidase. The record is from RefSeq and is a predicted model, not a curated record. Lineage: Eukaryota; Viridiplantae; Streptophyta; Magnoliopsida; Malpighiales; Euphorbiaceae. Gene Ontology annotation, biological process: carbohydrate metabolic process. Gene Ontology annotation, molecular function: hydrolase activity, hydrolyzing O-glycosyl compounds.
AAAAUAGCAGUUGUAUUGUGCAUAUUUUCAACGUCACUUAGCUCUUUUCAUUAAUCUAUCAAAACAAUCAGUCACAGAAGAAGGGUAAACUAGUUAACAAGCCUUCUCAAUCUUACACAGGUUCUCAUAUGUGGCAGAAAAACUACGAUUGUUUGAAAGAUGGCAUGCAUUCAAGGAGCCAGGCCAAGAAUGCUGACCUGGAUAGCAACAUUUUCUAGACAGAGUUUCUUUGGUUCUUGGAAAAGUGGCAAACAUGCAAUGUAAAAGGUGGCAGACGAAUUCAGUUACUGUUUUUGUUGGCAAAGGUUUCUUUAAUUUGAUCUCUCCGUCUAUAUUAUUCAAUGGUAUUUUACCCUCAGAACAACAACAACCAGAAGAUGGCCGCAACAUCACAUUUAUUAUGGAUCAUGUUAUUAGCAGUGGCUGCAUGUCAUCCCUGUAAUAUGGUCUUCUGUGGUGAUGUUGGGAUUGUCUAUGGAAGAAAUGGAGACAAUCUGCCCUCUCCAAAACAAGUAAUUGAUUUUCUCACAAAAGACUUGAAUUAUGCAAUUCCAUUAAUCCGAGUCUACGAUGCUAAUCUUGAAAUAUUAGAAGCAUUAAAAGGAACUAAUUUGGUAGUAACUAUUGGAGUUCCUGAUGAAGCCAUUGCUCAUGUAGCAUCAAGCCAAGAAGCUGCUGAUAAAUGGUUUCAAGAUCACGUACUAACAUACAUUCAAAAAGGCGUUAGAUUUCGAUAUAUCUGUGUUGGCAAUGAAGCAAUUCCUGGCGUUGUUCAAUUCCAUCUUCAACAGGCAAUUUGUAAUCUCAACAAUUCAGUACAGAAAGCUGGCAUAGAUUUCAUCCAUGUUACUACCGCAGUUGGAAGUGAAGUUCUGGGCAGCUCUUAUCCUCCCUCAACUGGUCAAUUUGCUCCUGAGCUAGACGCACUUAUGAGUAACCUUACAAGCUAUCUAUAUAGUAUAGGUUCCCCACUAUUCAUUAAUGUGUACCCUUACUAUGCCCUAAUUUCAGACCCACAACAUAUUUCAUUAGACAAUGCCUUAUUUCAGUCCCAAGCACCAAUUUUCCAAGAUGGGAAUUUAGAGUACUGUAAUCUUUUUGAUGCCAUGGUGGAUGCAUUUGUGGCAGCAAUGGUGAGGGUGGUGCAAAGAGAGGAUGUUAAAGUCGUUAUCGGCGAAACAGGGUGGCCGACUGCCGGUUUUGGACCGUAUGAUUGCGUCGACAAUGCUCGAAUCUACAACCAGAAUCUAAGGGAGCAUGUAAUUUACAGAGGCUGUACUCCAAGAAAGGCAGACAUUAAUUUGGAGGUUUAUAUGUAUAAUAUGUUUAAUGAGAACCUAAAAUCUGAGGGUGCAGGUCAAAAUUUUGGAAUAUUCUAUUCCAAUUUCAGCCAGGUGUAUGCAUUGUGGCAUUGAUGUUUUUGAGUCAAAGACUUUUUAUCAA